Emys orbicularis (European pond turtle) is the source of this 1512-nucleotide messenger RNA. RefSeq names its product ring finger protein 26 (gene RNF26). Gene Ontology annotation, biological process: ubiquitin-dependent protein catabolic process; protein ubiquitination. Bases 1 to 1512 code for a protein of 503 amino acids. NCBI's taxonomy places the organism in Eukaryota, Metazoa, Chordata, Testudines, Emydidae. The transcript has a single exon. Gene Ontology annotation, molecular function: ubiquitin protein ligase activity. The record is from RefSeq and is a predicted model, not a curated record.
AUGGAUCUAGUGUUCCUGGUCAUCAACGGCAUAGGGAUGGCCCUGGAUUUCCUGGGUCUCCUGCUCAACGUGAACUUCUUCCUGGUCUCCACCUUGGUCUCAGUGCUGGUCUGGCUCAUCACGUUCAUCUACAACCUGCCCAAUGCACUGGUGGCUAGUGUGAUCCACUGCUGGAAUGGGACUUUGUUCUCCUUGGUGUACCUGGUGGAGGCGCUUUGCUGCCUGGCCCUGGGCUCUGUCCAAACUGUCACUGGCCUGUUCCGAGGCUUCUGCUCCAGCCUGGAGAGUCUGAAAGUGAUUGGGAACCUGUUCUCACACCUGGUCCUGAGAAGCAAGGAACUUGUGCACCGAGGGCUCUGGAAUGUGGUUGGCUCUGGCCAGUCGCUUCUGAGGCAGGUAUGCGAAGUGUUUACCAUUGUCAUGAGCCUCCUCGCCUACUUCGUUAACAGCAUCAUCAACAUCUGCCUGAUCGGCACCCAGAAUCUGGUGCUGGCCCUGUGGGACUCCAUCAUCAGCCCUUUCUUAAGAGUCACAGACCUCCUCACUGCCUUCCUUGCUCACAUGUCUAGCAGUGCCAUUGCCAUGUCCAUUCUCGUGUGGUCACCCUGCCAGCUGGCAUUCGAACUCUUAGAGUCCAUGAGCAAGCUCCUGGUUAACGUCUUCUUCCUGAAUCUUUAUGGCCUAGUGUUGCUGGCCCUAAUUGUCACCGUCAGCACCUUAGUCCUCAACCCUGAGCUGACAAGGACCCUGGCAAACCAUGUGUUGGGAUACCUGAAUACCUUGCCUUCCUACCACCGCCUGCGGAGGGACAUCUGGCGCCUCUAUCAGAUUGUGCUCUUGUCGCUGGGGAUGGUCGUGAGCUCCCACGCUUGGCGCAGGGUAGCAGGCUGGAGUCUCCAAAUGGCCAACUGGAAUGGAGGAGGCAGAGCAACAAACCAACAGGUCAAUCAAGCGCCACACGGUGCAGAGGCCAACCAAGGCAGGCAAGGGGCAGCUACAGCCUUUCAUAGGCCAGCUGCUCCUGGAGGAACUCAUCAGGGAAGACCAGGGCUGCCUGGAGCCAAUCAGCAGGGUGCAGGUGGUGCCCGUCAGGUGCAGCAGCCGGCAGCCAGAAGACAUGGGGACCAACAUGACACGAACGUUGAGCAAGGAUCAAAUGCGCAACCAGCCUGUGGUCGAAACGCCACAGCAGGGCAGCGCCUCCAGCCUCCAGGCGAAGGACCAAGCACAUCACGAGCCAAAGCUCUGAGGAAAGAGCAGCUGAAUGCUUCGGAGGAGGACAGCGAGGAUGUCGCUCCAGAGAACGACCCGUGGAUGCUCCUGAAAGAACAAGAAGAACGUAAAAAAUGUGUCAUCUGCCAGGACCAAACCAAGACAGUCUUGCUCCUGCCCUGCAGGCACUUGUGCCUCUGCCAACAAUGCACCGAAAUCCUACUGCAGCAGACCAUCUACCAGCGCAACUGCCCGCUCUGCCGGCAGAUGAUACUGCAGACUCUGGACGUGUACCUGUGA